Molecule: messenger RNA, 4423 nt
Organism: Prorocentrum cordatum
Lineage: Eukaryota; Dinophyceae; Prorocentrales; Prorocentraceae
Source: the annotation of a GenBank genome assembly
AACGAGAGGGCAGCGAAGCGGACAGCACGACAGCAUGAAGGGCGACACCUGGGACCCCUGUAAGACGUGGAACGACAGCUCAGUAUCCUCGGAUCGAACAUGGAGUCAGAUGUCCAACUGGGGUGCUUGGCGGUGGCCAAGCGAGGACGACCACUCGGGGGCUUCGGCAGGCAAGUACGAGUUGAAAGGUAAGGGCUGCUCAGGCGGCUCCGAGACGGACUCAGAAAGGUCAGUGCAGUCGAGAGGGUUCGGCACACCAGAGCAGGUGAAGAAGAUGAUGGCAGAGGUGCACGGAAGACUCGAGUCGGGCGGGGAGUACGAGCAACGCGACCAGCGACGUGGAGGCCGAAUAGGAAAAGACCCACCUUGCCCGACCUGGGAUGGAAAGGACAUCAGCGAGUGGCCAGAGAAGCGGCUUGCCAUAGACAGAUGGAGCAGAUUGACGGCAGUGUCGCCUGAGGAGCAGGGCGAGACCCUGCUGCUGCCCUUGACCAAGGAGGCGGCGACUGCGACACGACACCUACGACCAGGUUCGGUACAGUACGCAGAUGGUCUACAAGCAGUCAUUUUGGCACUGGACACGCUGGCGUUCCCAGAGGCAGACGCGGAGACCUUCCAGCAGCUGGAAAAGACUCUCUUCGCGGCUCCUAGGGCGAGAGAAGAGAUGCUGAUGAAGUGCACCAAUCGAGUACGAGCAGAGCAGAAGGAGUUAGAACGGCUACUCCCCAACGCACUGAACGACACGGUCAUGGGUUUCUUGCUAUUGAGAGGAGCGGGUCUGGCCAAGACGGAAAGGAACCAGGUUCUCAUCCAGACGGGCUGCGACUACAACGUCGACAAGCUGGUCUCGAUUCUGAAGCGGAUGACGGACGACAGCGCGGUCACCGAGAAGAGCACACCGGCAAAAUGGGCAUACUUGGCGGGAAGUGACGAGGGCGAGCCCCUGAUGUCCGAGGAUGGUGAAGCCGAGAGUGAUGUGUACGACGCGAAGGCCAACCUGCUCGGGAUCGACGACGAUGGAACACCCGACGGACAAGAACCAGCUGACGAUGGAGAACGGAUCCUCGCGGAGGUCGAGGCGCUCGACUGCCUCGCGGCCAUCGUCCCACCACCGACGAAGCCGCGGACGUGGGGCGAGGCUCGGAGGAUCGUGGCGGACAAGAAGACCAAUCGGGGGCUCCGCAACCUGCAGGACGGCAAGAAGCUCAACGACAAGAUAGAGGACAUCAAGAAGCGCACGAAGUGCGGAAUCUGUAAGAAGGUUGGACACUGGCAUCGAGAGUGCCCCGACAAUCCGAAGAAUAAGAACAAGCGGACGGGAGGUUUCAUUGCGAUGACGGUGCGGCAGGACGACGAGAUCUGCAGCUACAUAGCGACAGGGGCGAAGAUGGCGUCAAGGUCGAACCUAGUAGAGCACAUCAAGCUGGCGAUCGACAUCAAGACGUCAGGGCUGGACACCUACGCGAAGCGGGAGGCACACUACAACAAGGAGCAUGGCAUCACGCUGCAAACGAUCCCGUACCAUAAGAAGUACACUUUCGGCAAUGACCAGAUCUGCACGGCGACGGACGGGGUGAUCAUCCCGAUCAUGCUGGGCAACUGUGUUGGCAUCAUUUUUGUGUGCUUGGUGCAGGGAGCGGCUCCACUUCUGUUGUCUAAGACAUUUGUCGUGGAGCUGAAGGCGUCCCUCCAUGCAUUUCAGUCGGAGCCGGAUCUGCCUGAGCAGAGCCUGCGACUCCCCUUGGCACACGCUGGAGGGGAGCACUUUUUGCUGCAGCUGGAUAACUUCACGAGACCGUGGGGCAAGCCUGAAGGCUGGACACUGUGCACAAAGGAGGUUUCUAUGGAUUUCAGUUUCAGGAACAGCACCAACAGCAAGCACGUGAACAACACAAACGCCGUGAGCAGCAUCAACAGCAGGUCCGAGAACAGCAUAAAUGACGAGCUGACCGAGAAGGAGGAGCGGAAGAUCAGCAAGGCGCUCAAGGAGUUAGGCAAAACGGACAAACUGAGGGGGGCCAUGGAGGACGCGAUUCCAGAGUGCACCGCUUUCCUCGGCCAGCUAGAGGAGCAGGCGUGGAACAUGAUCAAGAGUGCGAGCCCCCUACUCGCGAUCAUCAGGCCGCCCAAGGACAUCUACAACAAGAAGCUCAAAGAGAAGAUCGGCAGGGACGUGACGACCUUCAUGUCGGACAUGGCGACCCAGCAGGCGAUUAACGGCAGGUGCUUCUACUACGAGCAGGAGGAGAGCUCUCGAGAAUGGAACGACCCACCCAUCCAGAAGCUGAGGCGACUUCCCGAGGUAUUCCCGGGGAAAGCUAAUGCACGAGGACGGGCCUGUUUGACCAACCUACCUGGCCAGGCAUCAGAGUACGGGAAGAUGCUGAGUCAGGAGUUCGUGCAGGGCUCUCUGCAGAACAAGCUGGGGGACGUGCCGAUACCCCUGCAGGAGCUUACUGGACCUCUGGCACGAGCCAUCGCGAAGGCCAAGAUGAGCGAGCUGGCGACCGUCGAGACGAAGAUGAACAAAGACAAUUCAAGCUCGCAGUGUGCGUCUUGUUGCACAGCGCCCGUCUCCAACAACAAGGACGAGACGGGCACGGAUCCUCAUGUCAAGCAGCAGGUACAGAAGAUACACGAGAACAUGGGUCACUGCAGUAACGAGAAUCUGGUGAUGGUUUUGAAGUACGGCAGAGCUCGCCAGGUCUUUAUCGAGGCCGCGCAGCAUCUGGUCUGUCCAAGCUGCGAGGCAAACAAGCGCCCCAGGCUGGCCAAACCGUCCAAGGCUCCCACAACCUACCAGUUCAACGACAUCAUCGGCAUGGACAUCUUCUUCGUUCUAGGUCCCGAGAACACCACCAAGGUACCGAUGCUCAACAUCGUGCGUCACGGGACGGGGCACCAAGUCGUGCUACCGCUACCGAUCAGACAAGGUCAGCAGAUCAGACGGCAUUAUCGUGCUUUCUGGAAGCGGAUGCACGGCACUCCCAGGAUCAUCGUGAUAGACGGCGAGAGAGGUUUUUCAACAAGCGAGUUUCCAGACGCAGCUGAAGGAGACGGCACCGAGGUGAAGGCGACGAGCGCUACUUCGCCAUGGCAGGCAGGCAAGACUGAGAGGGCUGGGGGGACCUGGAAGGAUACCUUCUACCGCACAAGGCAGAAGUUCAACACCAAGAACUGGGACGACUUCUACGAGCUGGUCGACUCAAUCAACGUGGCGAUUGCCAUGAAUGGGGACACCGAGCUUGCCAGGAGCAUUGACAUGCGCAAGGCAGCCAUGGCAGCGCACAUCGAGGCGGAGUGCUCCGAGAAGUGGCGCAAGUACGAGGACCUGACCAAGCAGACCUCACCAGCUGAGGAGGACCAGGACGACGUACCUCAGACAGCACCUCCAGGGCCCGCAGGGGAUGAUCAACCAGCGGCCUCCCUGGAGCCACCGACGGUGGAAAUCGAGCACUCCUCCGAUGCGAAGUCAGAUCCCAUCCCCAUGGAAACGCAGUACUAUGAUCACCUCGACGAUGUACCGAUCACCAUGAAGCAGGCUCUAGUUAACCCUGACGCGGCGAUACCGGUGGCACAACGUAUCGCGACCAUCGAGGAGGAGAUUCAGAAGGACCAGCAGGCUCCUCCUAAGAAAAAGAGGAAGGGAAAAGCUCAGGGCGCCACCAGCGCUCUGUUGACUAGUGCAGCUCAACGAGGACGCAAGGAGUUCACGGAGAAGUCUCUUGUGAACACCGACAAGUACCAGCCGUGCAUCUCAGCCAAGCGCAGGGAGUGGGACAACAUACGAAAGGCGGGUGCAGUACGGGUUCCCCCUCCAGAAGAGGCAGAACGAGUUCGACAGGAUCAUGCAUUGACCGCUCGGAUCACGGGCCCCAGGUGGGUACUUACGGACAAGGGCGGCGACCCCAACGAGACCGACGCGAGCAGGAAACCCUUGCUCUUCAUGAGUGGCAACGACUGGAGGAUGGCCAAGGCGCGAUGGGCCGCCCAGGGACACGCCGACCCUGACCUGCUGGAGCUGGAGACCUACAGCCCAGUCGUGGGUAAGGAUUCGGAUUUCCUCAUCCUGCAGAUCUUGUGCACCAAUAAGUGGACGCUGCAGCUUGCAGACAUCACGUCGGCCUUCACAGCAGGAGACCCACUGGACAGUUAUGCCGAAGAAAUCGGCUUUCAGUGUUCCAUAAUUAACGGCUGCGUCCUCUACCUCAGGGACGAAGAGGGCUUGCGCGGCGCCAUGGGCCCUGCGGUGGACGACAUCGUGGGCGGCGGGAACCAGAAGUUCGAUGGGAAGUACACAGGCAAGGAGCUCGACCAGAACGACGACAACACGGAGAUCACCAUCUCUCAACGCCAGAGCUCCGUCAAUAUCAAUUUAUCGGCAUCGCCACAGAGAGACGUAAGACGCCUCAGUCACCAGUGA